AUGUCAGCUAGCAUGGAAGCUGACCUUAUGAGCUCCUCGAUCGAGGAGCUCUCGUACCCGGCGCUUCUGCCGGAGAAGAACAUCGCAGUGCGAAGCGUCCCGGCCAAGCUUGAGCCUGAGCUACGCAUUAAACCUGCCCAGGUGACUACCGCGAAGUCAACCCAAGGUGGCCCUCUAACUAUCCGUUGGGCUAACGGCCUCGAGGAUAUCCGUGACGUGGCGGAUGCGAUUCCUCUUCACUCGAUAACCUUGUACCCACUUGAACGUCUCCUUCUUAACCGGGAUUAUCGCCUACCUCUUAGCCAGUUUGGACUGAGAUAUAUCCCGGAACCAGCCAGUGGAGAAAGCCACAUGCGCACUACUAAGGUAGUUGGACUUCCCGCGCACACCACCAUUGGUCAGGUCCUUGCCUCUGUGCAUGGUGGACCAGUUUUCUCUGCCGUGAUGUGCGAUACUGUUGCUGUCACCAGCCCAUUCGCAGCGAUGGUCCUAAUUUCUUCCAAACACGAUAUUUGCCCUAAGAAUACAUCAGGCCUCAGCUUGCUAUAG
Messenger RNA from Penicillium concentricum, 549 nucleotides. RefSeq lists its product as uncharacterized. The record is from RefSeq and is a predicted model, not a curated record. The transcript has 3 exons. Lineage: Eukaryota; Fungi; Ascomycota; Eurotiomycetes; Eurotiales; Aspergillaceae. The coding region runs from base 1 to 549 and encodes 182 amino acids.